Molecule: messenger RNA, 3927 nt
Organism: Linum tenue
Lineage: Eukaryota; Viridiplantae; Streptophyta; Magnoliopsida; Malpighiales; Linaceae
Source: the annotation of a GenBank genome assembly
UGUAAAUUUACGGGUUUGCCUCUUUUCUUUCGGCAGACGACUACGAUUUUGACUGCUUAGAUUCUGACUAACCUAUAAAAAUCUCAAUCUCCAAAUCCCCUAGGGUUUUUUUUGCUCUUCCCGAGUUCCCACUCUCCUUCUCCACCCCCCAAAACCUUCAGUCCCAAACCACCCCACAAUCAUUAUUACCUAAGUCUGGUCUCCCAAAUUCAAGCACAAAGAGGUAUGCUUUCUCCAAACACUGCGCGGAUAGCGGAAAUUUGACUCUAGAGAUUCAUUGGGUUCCGCUUGAAUCCAAUCUAAAACCCGGGAAACUGAUCGGGCGCUGCUAAAAAUUUGAUCUUUUUUGGUUGGUUGAUUGUUUAAGAAUAACAUCAUGGAUGAUCUUGAAAAGGCCGUGCUUAUCAGUUUUGAUGAAACCGGCACCGUUGAUUCUGCUCUGAAAUCUCAAGCAGUUGCUUUCUGCCAGCAAAUAAAGGAGAGCCCCACGGUGGCCAGAGUUUGUAUAGAGAAGCUUGUCUUUUGCAAGCUCGUUCAGGUUCAGUUUUGGUGUUUGCAGACUGUACAAGAGGUCAUUAGUGGUAGGUAUAGUUUAUUGAGUUUGGAAGAGAAGGAUUUCUUCAGGAAGUCUGUUUUUUCGUUGUGUGGCUUUGAUGGAAUUGAUGACGAGAAUGCUGUGAGGCUUCUGGAAGGUCCUGCAUUUAUAAAGAACAAGCUUGCUCAGGUUUUGGUUACUCUAAUCUACUUCGAGUACCCAUUGCUAUGGUCUUCGGUUUUUGUUGAUCUGUUGCCUCAGUUAAGCAAAGGGGCUAAGGUCAUCGAUAUGUUCUGUCGUGUUUUGAAUGCCUUGGAUGACGAGUUGAUCAGUUUGGACUACACACGGACUGCGGAUGAGACGGUGAUAGCAAACAGGGUUAAGGAUGCAAUGAGGCAGCAGUGUAUAGGGCAGAUAGUGAGAGUUUGGUAUGACAUUGUAUGCAUGUACAAGAAUACUGAUCAAGAGCUCUGUUCCAGUGUUUUAGAUACGAUGAGGAGAUAUAUCUCGUGGAUCGAUAUUGGUCUGGUUAUGAAUGAUGUUUUUAUGCCAUUACUAUUCGAGUUAAUCCUCGUUGAUGGCAGUUCAGAACAGCUUCGCGGUGCGGCCUGUAGUUGUGUCCUUGCUGUGGUUUCUAAGCGAAUGGAACCACAACCUAAGUUGAACAUAUUGCAAGGCAUUCAGAUUGGUCGGGUUUUUGGGUUGGUUACCGGUGAUAGCGACUCGGAGCUGGUAUCAAAAGUAGCUGCAUUAAUCACAGGAUUUGCUGUUGAGGUGCUAGACUGCAGCAAGCGAGUAAGCACGGAGGAUGCUAAAAGGGUGUCAACGGAACUUAUGAACGAAGUUCUGCCGUCAGUUUUUUAUGUUAUGCAGAACUGUGAGGUUGAUUCUACUUUUAGUAUAGUUCAAUUUUUAUCCAGUUAUGUGGCUACUAUGAAAAGUCUCUCUCCCUUAACAGAGAAGCAACUGGUUCACGUCAGACAGAUACUGGAAGUUAUUCGUUCACAAAUUCGUUAUGACCCUGCUUAUAGGAAUAAUCUUGAUAUGCUUGAUAAGAUUGGGAGAGAAGAGGAAGAUAGAAUGUUCGAGUUCAGAAAAGACUUGUUUGUACUACUCUCUAGUGUGGGUCGUGCUGCCCCUGAAGUUACUCAAGUGUUUAUAAGAAAUGCGUUGAAUAGUGCUGUUGCCUCUUCAUCCGACGUAAAUGUCGAGGAAGUGGAAGCCGCCCUUUCUCUUUUGCAUGCUCUUCGAGAGUCGCUGAGUGAUGAGUCCAUUAGAAAUGGAUCUGGUUUGUUGAGUGAGUUGGUGCCAAUGUUAAUCUCAACAAGAUUUCCAUGCCAUUCAAGUAGAUCAGUUGCGCUUGUGUAUCUGGAGACGAUUACCAGAUACAUGAAGUUUGUAAUGGAGAAUACUCAGUAUAUUCCCAUGGUACUGACUGCAUUUUUAGAUGACAGAGGAAUACACCAUCAGAACCUCCAUGUCAGCCGCAGAGCGAGUUACCUGUUUAUGCGAGUUGUCAAAUUGCUCAAAGCAAAGCUUGUGCCUUUCAUAGAGAAAAUACUACAGAGCCUCCAAGAUACAGUUUCCCAGAUCACAAGUAUGGAUUUUACAUCUAAUCAGUGUUCAGGAGCUGAAGAUGGUAGCCAUAUUUUUGAGGCAAUAGGUAUAUUGAUCGGGAUGGAAGAUGUACCAGUUGAAAAGCAAUCCGAGUACCUGGCUUCAUUGCUUACUCCUCUUUGUCGUCAGAUUGAGGUGUUGCUCAUGAAUGCCAAGAAUCUGAAUCCAGAAGAGUCUCCUGCAAAAGUUGCCAACAUUCAGCAAAUAAUUAUGGCAAUUAAUGCUCUCAGCAAGGGUUUCAGUGAACGUCUUGUAAAUGCUAGUCGACCAGCAAUAGGCCUGAUGUUUAAGCAAACAUUGGAUGCCCUUCUCCAAAUUCUCAUAGCAUUUCCGAAAAUAGAGCCCCUUAGGAGCAAGAUUACUUCCUUCAUUCAUCGCAUGGUGGACACAUUAGGAGCAUCUGUAUUUCCUUACAUUCCGAAGGCACUGGAGCAAUUGCUUGCUGAAAGUGAGGGAGUCCAUUUUUUAAUGCCGACAAAGGAAAUGGUUGGAUUACUUGUACUGCUCAAUCAGCUCAUAUGCAAAUUUAACACCUCGGUUCAUGGCAUUCUGGAAGAAGUUUUCCCCACCAUUGCUGGUAGGAUCUUUCCAAUAAUUCCAAGAAAUGGCUUUCCUUCAGGACCUGGUACCAAUACUGAGGAAAUGAGGGAAUUGCAAGAACUCCAGAAAACUCUUUACACGUUUCUCCAUGUGAUAACUACCCAUGGUCUAUCAUCAGUUUUCCUCUCUACCAAAAGUAGAGCUUAUUUGGAACCAACAAUGCAGUUGCUACUUUACACAGCUUGCCAUCAUAAGGAUACGGUUGUAAGAAAGGCAUGCGUCCAGAUAUUCAUCAGAUUAAUUAAGGAUUGGUCUGUUGGACCUUAUGGUGGUGAAGAAAAGGUACCCGGAUUCCAGAGUUUUGUGAUCGAAGUCUUCGGAACAAACUGUUGCUUGUACAGUGUACUUGAUAAAUCUUUCGACUUCCGUGAUGCAAACACGCUCAUUUUGUUUGGCGAAAUAGUGGUGGCUCAGAAGGUCAUGUAUGAAAAGUUUGGUAACGAUUUCCUCAUUCAUUUUGUAUCCAAAAGCUUUCAGUCUGCACAUUGCCCUCAAGACUUGGCAGAACAAUACUGCCAAAAGUUACAGGGUGCUGAUAUCAAAGCGUUCAGAUCGUUCUACCGGUCGCUGAUUGAGAAUCUCAGAGGUCAGCAGAAUGGAAACCUUGUUUUCAGAUAGCAGCAACUAAAGAUUGAAUGAAAGAGAUCAUGUUCUUUUUCUCUCUACGGGUCGUCUCAAAGUUCAUCAAAAGUUGCAGGCUCCCUUUUGUGUAAAUAUAUCAUUUUUGGGAAGGCCCAUCUCACGUACAACGAGUUGUAUAUUUCCGGCACCUGUUUUCUUUCCCCCCCUUUUCUAGCCCGCUAUCCAUUUUUCUUCACCCUCAGGAAUUGGUUUGAUGUUGUGAAACAUUCAUAAAUUUUGGCUGAAUGUAUGUAAUCAAACUUGAAAGUUGAAACCCCCCCACUCCUUUUCUGAAUGAAAAAGGAAAAUAAAAAAAAGAGAAGGGUUUGCAGAAAUGGCUAAAGGUUUGUUGACAGGCUCCAUUUCUCGUGGCCACCGUCCUCCAUGGCGUCAAGUGCAUACAAGUCAUGAAAAAGGGUCAAACUUUGUCAAUUUGGACCGCCAUUAAUGACAGCUUGAUCUAUGAACCUGAGAUGAUCGGCUGGUAUCCUAGGGAUUUGGUAGUGGAUAUUGGUGAAGAAAUAGCCUAUUCUAUCUGAUCCAAUUGUCGCCUU